Trypanosoma rangeli is the source of this 501-nucleotide messenger RNA. RefSeq lists its product as uncharacterized. Bases 1 to 501 code for a protein of 166 amino acids. The record is from RefSeq and is a predicted model, not a curated record. NCBI's taxonomy places the organism in Eukaryota, Euglenozoa, Kinetoplastea, Trypanosomatida, Trypanosomatidae. The transcript has a single exon.
AUGUCCCACAACAUCAUCCGACGUAUCUUUGGUGACCGCAAGCUGCCUGAGAACCUUAGCGGUAACGAAUAUGAGCGUUUUAUGCAAGAGAACUUCCCCAAAUGGAUUCACGAGUUCGAGGAAAGCGGUUUUCUUGAGGCAACAAAACUGCCGGCAAUCAAGAGUGAGGAUGAGUUUUUGCAAAAACUGCAGGAACACAAGGAUGAUCUUAUGGUAAUUAAGUACUGGAAGCAUGCAUGUAUUCCAUGCCUGACUUUUGCGGAGAUGUACAAGGAGGUGGCGGAGAAGUGUAAGGCCGAAAAGCGCCGCAUCGUGUGGUACAGCGUGGACACAAAGGACAUUGAUACACGGUCACUUGUGGAGUAUCAGCUUAUUAACGGCACACCCACCAUUCAGACCUUUAGUGGGUUGAGGCAAGUGGGAAAUGAGAUACGGGCAACAAAUAUAGAGGACUUGAUGAAAGAACUCAAUUCGCGCGAGGCAGCGGUGAUGCGUGGCUGA